AUGGAGUAUUUAGGGCCAAGUUUGGAAGAUCUGCAUGUCUAUUGUGACUGUAAAUUUUCACUGAAAACUGUAGCGAUGCUAGCUGAUCAAAUGUUAAAAAGGGUAGAAAUAUUACACCGAAAUUAUCUUAUUCACCGUGAUAUUAAACCAGAUAACUUUGUCAUGGGUGUUGGACCCGCAUUUAAUACUGUUUAUAUAAUUGAUUUAGGAUUAUCCAAAUACUAUAUGGAUCCUAAAUCGAAAGAACACUGCGCAUUCCGAGAUUUCCGAAAUUUAACGGGAACUGCACGAUAUUGCAGUAUAAAUGCUCAUGCUGGUUACGAACAGUCUAGAAGAGAUGAUUUAGAAUCGCUAGGUUAUGUAUUUCUGUAUUUCAUUAAGGGAAAUCUUCCAUGGCAAGGACUUCAAGCGGAUAGUAAGCGUGAAAAGUUCCGUAAAAUUUACAAAACAAAAUUAAGUGUGCGUACCGAGACACUAUGUCAAGGCUUACCAGAGGAAUUCGCUAAAUAUCUGAAUUAUUGCCGUAACCUUGCUUUUGAAGAAGAACCAAAAUAUAAGUAUCUUCGUGGUCUUUUUUGGCGUAUAAUGGAGAAAUGUUCACUCAAGUAUGACUUUCAGUUCGAUUGGAUACCGCAAAACUCAAAGCUAAAUCGUUAA
Molecule: messenger RNA, 657 nt
Organism: Heterobilharzia americana
Lineage: Eukaryota; Metazoa; Platyhelminthes; Trematoda; Strigeidida; Schistosomatidae
Source: the annotation of a GenBank genome assembly